GGAAAGCUAAACGUAACUUACGAAAGUCAUACCUAAAGAAAGAAACAACAAAACUACCUUACGUUAGAGUUAGACAAAUCAAUUAAACCGUUCCCUCAUUCUUCUUUUUCUUUCCCUUACCUCACUCACUCUUUCUCUCUUCAAAACAAAUCUUCUCCCUUCUCUUUUCAUUCAAUUUUCACCAUGGAAGUUUUCCAAAACAAAAUCGUCUCCUCCGAUCAAAACUCCAAUGAAAUCCUCCGUGAAUUCCCUCGCCUCUUCUGUCAGUACAAAGACGGCCGCGUCGAACGCUUCCUCGGCACCGAAACCACCCCAACCGGCACUGAUCCAUUAACCGGCGUUAUAUCCAAAGACAUCACCAUCAACCCUAACACCGGCAUCGGAGCUCGUCUCUAUCUCCCACCAAACGCCACUCCUUCUACAAAAUUACCUCUCCUCAUCUACAUCCACGGUGGUGCUUUCUGUAUUUGCACUCCCUAUAACCCUGGCUACCACCGUCACCUCAACAACAUCGUUGCCCAUGCAAACGUUGUUGUUUUCUCCGUCCAUUAUCGUCUAGCUCCAGAACAUCCUCUUCCCAUUGCUUAUGAUGAUACAUGGGAAGCUAUUCAAUGGGUUUCAAAAGCUUCUGAGCCAUGGAUCAAAGACCAUGUUGAUCAAGACAUUGUUUUCUUCGCCGGUGACAGUGCUGGUGCAAACCUAGCACAUAACAUGGCUAUGAGAGGUGCAUCGGAAGGUUUUGGUGGUUUGAAGCUUCAAGGAAUGGUGUUGAUUCAUCCAUACUUUGGAAACGAUGAGAAAGACGAGCUUGUUGAGUUUCUGUACCCUACUUAUGGUGGAUUUGAUGACGUGAAGAUCCAUGCAGCUAAGGAUCCAAAGCUUUCAGGUUUAGGAUGUGGGAAAGUGCUUGUUUUUGUGGCGGAGAAGGAUUUUCUGAGGGAAAGAGGAAGAAACUAUUAUGAAGCAGUGAAGAAAAGUGGGUGGAAUGGGGUGGUGGAGAUGGUGGAAGCAGAAGAUGAAGGACAUGUGUUUCAUUUGUUUGACCCUACCAAGGAAAAAUCUGUGGAUCUUGUUAAAAGGUUCGGAUCUUUUAUGAUACAGGUUGAGAAAGACGUUCGUUCUUCUUCGUCAUUGUGACUCUGCUGUGAGAGUGACUUUAAUACUAAAAUCGAGUGUUGGAGUGUUUUUGGGACUAUGGGACCUUGAAUAAUUUAGUACUACCAGAUGGAGUAAUUUGUUUAGUUUUUAAUUUUGAUCACUUUUGGUUUGUAACUUGUGUUGAAUUCUCGAUGUCCAUAUGUACAUUUAUAAUGAAUGUAUUUUUGUUUUUUCCUUUAAUUUAUCUAUUGUUAUUGCGUGUGA
This is a messenger RNA of Medicago truncatula (barrel medic), 1362 nucleotides long. Its product is annotated as probable carboxylesterase 2. The record is from RefSeq and is a predicted model, not a curated record. The transcript has a single exon. NCBI's taxonomy places the organism in Eukaryota, Viridiplantae, Streptophyta, Magnoliopsida, Fabales, Fabaceae. The coding region runs from base 184 to 1137 and encodes 317 amino acids. Gene Ontology annotation, molecular function: hydrolase activity.